AUGACAUGGGAAGAUCUAGCUAAUGAUGAACGAGAAAACCAACAUCAGUCAGUGAAGGCUACGAUUGGAUAUUUUCGUUAUGAUCGGAAAUAUGGGAGGCCACGCCACUGGAGAUGGAUGAGAAAUAUCGGUCACUCAAGUCGGCCCACCGACUCCCAAUUCGACCCAAGUGCUGUUGAAAAUAGGAACAUCAAAACGAUGCGAAAGCCGGCAAUCUCAAUUCAAUGUAUUCGUAUGGUGUCGCAUGAAUUCAUAGAGCUUGUGAUGAACGUGUCAACCGUACCAUCACCGUCCGAAAGAUCUGAAGCAGGGCCACGAAAGGAUGUUUCCAAGUUCGAAGACUACAAGAAUAGAAAGAUUGGCAGUCAUUCACACACCUCUCAACGGCUUCAAGGAGUCAUUAUGAAAAAUAGUACCUGCAAUUUUGAGGCAAACCGAGGUCUCCUCAGCGUCGUUUCACAAUAUCAUAUUUACCCCCCUAUGGAUACGACGGGCGCGGGAUGA
Messenger RNA from Botrytis deweyae, 504 nucleotides. RefSeq lists its product as uncharacterized. NCBI's taxonomy places the organism in Eukaryota, Fungi, Ascomycota, Leotiomycetes, Helotiales, Sclerotiniaceae. The record is from RefSeq and is a predicted model, not a curated record. The coding region runs from base 1 to 504 and encodes 167 amino acids. The transcript has a single exon.